This is a messenger RNA of Colossoma macropomum (tambaqui), 2131 nucleotides long. RefSeq names its product zinc finger E-box-binding homeobox protein zag-1-like. NCBI's taxonomy places the organism in Eukaryota, Metazoa, Chordata, Actinopteri, Characiformes, Serrasalmidae. Gene Ontology annotation, molecular function: protein binding; RNA polymerase II cis-regulatory region sequence-specific DNA binding; DNA-binding transcription factor activity, RNA polymerase II-specific. The record is from RefSeq and is a predicted model, not a curated record. Gene Ontology annotation, biological process: regulation of transcription by RNA polymerase II. The transcript is spliced from 3 exons. Bases 65 to 1933 code for a protein of 622 amino acids. Gene Ontology annotation, cellular component: nucleus.
GGAAAUAAAAUGAAUAAGAUGUACCGGAGGGGCGUCACGUUGGGCGCGUGUGAUUGUUUUCCGAAUGAAAGCGCACGUAGCCGCCGGUGAACAAGCUCAGCGUCCGGCGCCGGUCAGCGGCAGAGCGCGCGGUGACCAUCUCAGAAUGGAGCCACCAAGUGAGUCUGUAACCAACUUUAGCCAUGGCUUUACUCUGCUGAGGGAGCUGAACCUGCAGAGAAGAAUGGGUCAGUUCUGUGACUGUGUCCUUCAGCUCCGCAUCCACCCCGGAAGGCUCUUCCUGGCCCAUAAAAGCGUGCUGGCCGCGUUCAGCCCCGUGCUCGCGUCUCUUCUCCCGCGCCACGGUGCCCUCGUGGACUUAAACUUUCCCUGCCUCACUCCUGAAACGCUGGACAUCCUCCUAAACUACAUUUACACAGGUGCACUGCCCCCACGCAGCCAAGAGGAGGCUGUACUCUCCGCUGCCUUCCAUCUGCAGAUGGAACAGCUCCAGCAGGUGCUUAGGUGGAGGAGGAAGGCCUUGCCUGAGAUGACGCACACAGUUCAGGAUAAACUCAACCAGAAGAGGACAUUUGUAGAGAGACAGUCCCUAGAUGGGACCCCUCUGGCCCCUCCGUCCUAUUACCCAUAUGGCUCAGACCCACCUGAGUCGUCCUCUCCAAGCUGCGAGGUUGUCCCAGUCAUAUGCCAUGUCAAGACGGCAGGGCACAACAAAUUCCAACUACAAACCCACUGUCAAGAUAGGAGCUCCACCUUCGAGCACACUGGAAAUGUCUCAGAUGCUGACAAACAGGCCCAUCGUGGAUGCCCUCAAACCGCUCAUGGAGUAGAUAACACCUCCUUGCUAGACCAGUUCUUUGAGCCGGCACAGUCGAAACAAGACAAGCUUCUGGUUGUCCUGUCGGAGAGUUCUCUGAAUGAGCUGCCAUGCGUUGUUGCUGAGAAGGUCGGCAGCCAGUUCAGUAACUCCAGUGACAGUAGAGAGUUUCAGUCCACUUUGCCUGAAAAUGCCUCUCAGACUCCUGCAGUUCUACGUACCAUCAGUAAAGAUUUGCCCUCUGAAACUGAAUGUAGUCAAACCAGCAGCCACAGCUGUCCCCAGUUCAGCAGAUGUGACAGCAAUGGGGAUAGCAGAUGUGUUUCCGAGAUGGAUGGUAUCCAGUCCUUCAAUCCUUUUGAUUCAGGAAAAGGUGAACAUCUUGCAGAAAUUCUUUCAGACACCUUUAAUGACAAUUCGUACAGCACCAAUGGCCACAUUCUUAAGGACAGGCCUCAUCUUUGUGGUCAGUCGGCCGCAGAGACCUGCCUCGAAAGUCAAACACCUUUAUGUUUGCAAAAUUCUAGCAGUACCGGCAUGACACGUGAACGGAGAACUUCGGAUUCUGAUAUAUGGCCGCUGGGAAUAUUAACCGCUGAAAAGGUUGCCAUCGGAGAGCAACCCCAAAAAACCAGUCACGCCGAAAGUGAAGAACUCUCCAAAAUGAGGAAGGAUUAUGUGAUUGCCUAUCAAGGACAGCUGUAUAACCAAUGCCUGCUGGAGCGACGCCACUCUAAGGCAGACUCAAGUGACUCGGACAGUGACCGAGCAUUCCCAGUGUCCAGUGUCGAGGACAAAGACAGCGCCACAGUUUUGGAGACGAUAGAUAUCACAGAGAUAUCGCUCUCAGCCAGCCGGCCAUCCAAAUCUCCUGGGGAACGCUCGUUGACCCAUCCGUUCCAAUGCUCCAUGUGCGAACGUGCCUUCAGCCAGCGUGGCUCUCUGAACAGACAUAUGCGCUCCCACCUGGGCGUACGACCCUACUCCUGUCCUCGGUGUUCCAUGACAUUUUCCAGGCAGUAUAGGGUCACAGAGCACAUGCGUGUGCAUCAGAGGAGCUGUGAAGGCCCAACUGAGGGCCACCUGAGGACUGCAGCUGCAGGGGUGGAUGUGUAAAAGAAAAGUUCAGGAGUUUUCUAAAACUACCCUACAUUUACUUAUCUAGUAAGGAGUGUUGGGAUGUUCCUCAUCUCGGUAUCAAAUGCCUUGAGUUCCUCAAGAAUGUCUGGCAUAACUUCAGAUAUGAAUAAAGUGGAUCCAUUUGUGGCCUGGAGGAAGUCCUGACCAUCCAGAGAGUCAAGGCCAUCCCUUGAA